Molecule: messenger RNA, 2460 nt
Organism: Necator americanus (New World hookworm)
Lineage: Eukaryota; Metazoa; Nematoda; Chromadorea; Rhabditida; Ancylostomatidae
Exons: 13
Coding region: 1-2460 (819 amino acids)
Biological process (GO): synaptic vesicle endocytosis; neuron cell-cell adhesion; presynaptic membrane assembly
Cellular component (GO): cell surface; synapse; plasma membrane
Molecular function (GO): neurexin family protein binding; signaling receptor activity
Source: RefSeq, a predicted model, not a curated record
AUGCCGCUCUGUCUCACCUUCAUCGACUUAAAGAAGGCCUUCGACUCAGUUGAGACGGAAGCGGUCGUGGAAGCCUUGGACAACCAAGGCGUCCCUACUCAGUACAUAAAGGUACUUCGAGAGUUGUACACCACCCUCGAGAACGCAAUGCGAAAGUUGGAAUGGGGCGACAUGGGAGUGAAGGUUGAUGGUCGGCAGCUACACCAUUUGCGCUUUGCUGAUGACAUCGUACUGGUAACACCUAGCAUCAGCCAAGCGGAACGAAUGCUGGCCGAAUUCGACGAAACAUGUGGAUGCAUCGGUCUUCAGCUGAAUCUACAAAAGACGAUGUUCAUGCGGAACGGAUGGGUCUCGGAUGCCCCAUUCACGCUCAACGGCACGAACAUAUCCGAAUGCACCAGCUACGUUUAUCUGGGUCGGGAACUGAACAUGAUGAACGACCUGACCCCUGAGCUGGGCAGGAGGAGACGAGCGGCUUGGGGAGCGUACAAGAACAUCGAGGAUGUAGUGAAGAAGACCAGGAACACCCGGCUCCGUGCUCACCUCUUCAACACCACCGUACUUCCUGCUUUGACCUAUGCUUCGGAAACCUGGGCAUUUCGCAAGCAGGAAGAAAACGCAGUGAGCGUCAUUGAACGCGCAAUUGAGAGAGUGAUGCUAGGGGUAUCCCGUUUCACGCAAUUGAGGGACGGGAUUCGAAGUUCUCUCCUACGUCAGCGAUCGAAGAUUAGAGACGCCGCCGCGUUUGCCAAGGAAAGUAAAAUAAGGUUGGCCGGACACGUGAUGCGCUUUAACGACAACCGUUGGACCAGAGCCGUGAGCGACUGGGUUCCACGCGAUAUUAAGCGCACUACAGGAAGACCGCCGACCCGAUGGUCAGAUUUCUUCACGAAGUCCUUGAAAGAAAAAUAUGAUGCUCUUCGUGUCCCACGCGAAAGGAGGAACCACUGGGCUACUCUGGCACGCGAUCGGGACAAAUGGAAGAAUUACUGGCGCCCGCUCGACCAGUUCGAAGAUCAACGGGAGUCAAGUGCGGACUCAAAUGACACUUUAUGCUCAGUACGUAGAAACACAUAUACAAAUAAUGUGAAUGUGAUGAUAUCAUCUACCCACAGACUUGUGCGGGUCUUGCUCAGGAUAUUCCCCUCACUCAUCUUAAUCAAUGGGUACGAAGUACGAUCCGUGAAUACUGCAUGGGGGGUUGUGAAAGGAGAAAUUGUGAAUCCAGAUGGUGGCGAUCUAGCUCCAGUUACGCAGUUUCUUGGUGUACCUUAUGGUGUGGCCCCAUCUGGACAGUUCCGUUUCAACAUGGCUAUAUCGGCGGCAAAAUGGACCCAUUUACCGAAAGAAGCAAGAAAACUUGCUCCAGCAUGCAUUCAGACACAACUGCCUGAGCUCAGCGAAGCGAGAGCUUUCAAGCAAAUGUCUGCUCAACGAUUUGACUAUGUUCAUCGCCUGCUUCCUAAGCUGAAAUAUCAAUCAGAGGACUGCUUAUACAUGAAUCUUUUCGUACCCGAACAACUUGAAAACUCACAACGAGAAUCCUCACUUCCUGUACUUGUUGUCGUACAUGGUGACGAAUAUGGAUGGAAUGCUGGAAGUCCAUACAACGGUAGCAUCCUCGCAUCACAUGGACAAAUCGUUGUUGUUACGCUCAAUUAUCGCUUAGGUGUAUUUGGAUUUCUCGGAAGAUGCGAAUUUUCGUCGUGUUCUGGAAACAGCGGCAUUUCGGAUUUGGUGUCAGCGCUAACGAUGUUAAACGUGAUACUGCCAUCAUUUGGAGGAAAUCCGAAGGCUGUCACAUUACUAGGUUGGGGGUCAGGAGCAUCACUGGUGUCCCUCCUGAUGGCAUCUCCGCUGACACAACCGGGUCGGCGUUUAUUUCGACGAGCGAUACUGCUCGAUGGAACAGCACUGGCACCAUGGGCUAUGGCCCAUAAUCCACAACAAUAUUUUGGCCAAGUCGCCGAAAAUCUGGGGUGUCUUUCACGGAAUCGCUCCUCCACUUUCAACGAAAAUGUAGAUACUACGUUACGGUGUAUGCAGGAUCAUCCUGCAGAUAAUGUCACAAAAGCCGUACAAGCGAUCGAAAUUCCGACGUUUUUGAGUGGUUUUGCACCGAUUGUGGACGGACAGCUGAUUCCGAACUCUCCACGCAUCUCUUUCUCUCCACAAUAUGGAUCGCUUUUCCGAGAAAUUGAUCUUCUUGUGGGAUUUUCUUCACAUCCAGCCCACUACUUGCUGUCAAAUGAAGAUCUUAAGUCCGGUCUAUCAAAAGAAAGGAGACAAAAAAUUUUCAGAACGCUUGUGCGGAACUUGUACGAGUAUCAUCGGUCAGAAUUGUUAGCAGCAAUAACCAACGAAUAUACCGAUUGGGAAAAUCCUCGUGUAAGUCUAUUUGCCAAUAUAGGUGUUGUUUUCGUGAGAAACUUCACCAUUGCUACAGUCCUCAAUGAUUAA